CUUCAGUACACAAAUUUUCCUUGAGCAAAAAUGGGUUCCAAGACACUUCUUUUCUUUUGCAUUUCCAUGGCUGUAGUUCUAAUGAUUACCUCAGAGGUGGCUGCCAAGUCAGUUGACGAUUCCAAGACAGUUGAGACAAAUCAGGAAGUAGAAGCCAAGUACCAUGGAGGAUAUGGAGAUCACCAUGGAGGAGGUCAUGGAGGGCAUCCUGGUGGUGGAUACGGGGGCCAUCCAGGAGAAGGUAAUGGGGAUCGACAUGGAGGGUACGGGGGUGGCGGCCAUGGUGGACAUCCUGCCAAGACAGUUGAGACAAAUGAGGAAGGAGAAGCCAAGUACCAUGGAGGUGGCUACGGAGGACACCAUGGGGGUGGCUACGGAGGAGGACAUGGAGGACACGGGGGUGGCGGCCAUGGUGGACAUCCUGGUGAGGCUGCAGAUGCUGAGCCUCAAAACUAAUAAAGCCAGCUUCUAGCUAGGUCAUGAUUAAUCAUGAAUGCUUAAACAGGCUUACUAUAAUAGUAUGUACUUUGUAAUGUGAAAUACAAAUAAGAGUUGGAUCAGUGAUCAUGUAAUAUGCAUUCCAUGUAUUUGCUAGUUCCAUUUAAGUAUAUGAGUGUGUGAUUUUGUGUGUC
Molecule: messenger RNA, 632 nt
Organism: Coffea arabica (coffee)
Lineage: Eukaryota; Viridiplantae; Streptophyta; Magnoliopsida; Gentianales; Rubiaceae
Source: RefSeq, a predicted model, not a curated record